CACGCAGGGGCACGCAGGCAAGUCUGAACAUAUCGAAGCGGGUUGGUGUUUAUCAGCCUGGGACCCCCCUCCCCAUGUGAAAGGAGCUGCCGAACAACGGUCGUAACUCACCUCCUCUCUUUCCUUCAAUGGUAUCGCCCCAUCUUCCAAAACUAUAAAAAAUUCACUGACCCAGGAGACCUGUCUAUUGCUGCCAUACAGGUUGGAAGAGUAGCGAGCUUGAAUUCAUUAUUGCUCAUUGAAUUCAUUAUAUUCUAAGCAGCAUAAAAGGAAAACGAGUUAGCUAGACAUGAUGGCUGAUAUCGAGGAACUUACAAGAGCAGCAGCCAGCGGGGACAGCAACAGGGUGAGACAACUGUUGGAAGCUGGAGUAGACCCCAAUGGUGUCAAUAACUUUGGCAGAACUGCUAUACAGGUGAUGAAAAUGGGCUGUCCGGAUAUUUGCCGGUUCCUGCUGCGGAGCGGAGCAAACCCGAACUUGCAGGAUCGGCACGGCAUCGCGCUCAUCCACGAUCUCGCUCGCGAAGGUCAUCUGGAUACGUUGAGCGUCCUGGUAGAAGAAGGAAACGCUGAUAUCAAUCUCCGAGACCGCAACAAUAAAACAGCUAAAGACUUGGCGGAGGAAAAUAACUAUCCUAACGUAGUGAGCUAUCUGGUUCGGCGACACCAGGCUACUUAAGUAGGUGUCUAACGGCGUACCAUCUUUGCUAUGCUAGUUCAGAUUUACAGUAAAAGUUCACUGCAAAAAUUGUAAACGUCGCAAUGUCAACAUUCCAAACAAAAUGCUGCAAAUAUAUACAUAAAAGGUUAGUUUAUUAACAAUAUUGAAUAAACUUUCAAAUAUAAUUUGGAAAUGUGUUUAUAAAUCAAUUAUUAACAUUAACAUAUCGCUCUAGCUCGUGAUAUCCA
Mobula hypostoma (lesser devil ray) is the source of this 909-nucleotide messenger RNA. Its product is annotated as cyclin-dependent kinase 4 inhibitor C-like. Gene Ontology annotation, molecular function: protein binding. NCBI's taxonomy places the organism in Eukaryota, Metazoa, Chordata, Chondrichthyes, Myliobatiformes, Myliobatidae. Gene Ontology annotation, cellular component: nucleus. The transcript is spliced from 2 exons. The record is from RefSeq and is a predicted model, not a curated record. Bases 290 to 679 code for a protein of 129 amino acids.